Messenger RNA from Syngnathus typhle (broad-nosed pipefish), 1782 nucleotides. RefSeq lists its product as uncharacterized. The record is from RefSeq and is a predicted model, not a curated record. NCBI's taxonomy places the organism in Eukaryota, Metazoa, Chordata, Actinopteri, Syngnathiformes, Syngnathidae. The coding region runs from base 121 to 1041 and encodes 306 amino acids. The transcript has 7 exons.
UGGCCGUGACGUAGGCACGUUAGUUAACCAGGGUGCGGCAGCACGCUGGCAUGUUUUCAUAAUUCUGCUUGGAACCACCCGAGGAAGAGACUUCCAUAAAUAAGUCAGAACGGAGAGAAAAUGAGGGAUAUUAUUUACCCCCGGAUUUUUGUCAUCAUCUUGUGUGCGGUGGUUUUUGUGGCAGUUUUAGUCGUUAACGGUUUAGCAGGGGCUGGUAGAGGUGCCUUCUUUUCUUCAACAGGUAACGUGUCAGCCCGUUAUGAGACCAACAUUACUCCUGCUGGCUGGACCUUCUCCAUUUGGGGUGUUAUUUAUACCUGGCUCUCCUUAAUGGUCAUAUAUAUUACCCUAUUUGUGUUCAGGGGAUCCUGGGCUCAGUGUCUACUGCCGUACGCAUUCUAUUUCUUCUGGCUGUUCAACAUUGUGCUGAAUAUGAUAUGGCUGCUGUUGUGGGACAGAGAGUUAAUGCUGUCCGCAUUGGUUGUAUUGAUCCUGGUUGUGUUAACCAACCACAGUGCCUUGGGUAUCUGUUGCUAUGUCACAGAUUAUUAUGGACUCUGGCUAAAAACUUAUUAUCCCAAAGACCUGACCUGUGUCAGAAUUCUGGUCCAGAAUGGUUUGGCGCUCUACACCACAUGGACAUCAAUUGCUUCGUUGAUCAACUUCACUUUAGUUCUUCAAUUGUGGGGUGUGGCCAAGAGCACAGCAGCAACAGUGUCCCUUUGCCUCCUGUUUGCUGAGGUGGUGGGCUGGUUUAUUCUUGAAAACUGGGUACUGGAUCGUUGGGUGCGCUACAUUCUGACAGUGUACCCGGUUGUGAUUGUGGCGCUGCUUGGAAAUGUCUUCAAACAUUUUGAUCCAGCCGACCCCAGCCCAAAUGGCAUCUUUAUGGUUACUCUCCUGGUGUUGGCAUGUAUCCUGCUGGUGUUCCGAGUCUGUAAUGUCAUCUGGAGAAACAAAAGGAGACCCCUCUUCUCUCUAGGGUCGGCACGGCAGCUGAAUUCACCUCUCGAUGGAACCAAAUUCAAGAUCUUGUCCUAGGUAUAAGGAAUCUUCAGACCACUAGACACAGAAACCCUUUUGACACUUGAUGACAUUUGUGAUUUUGACACUUUUGCUGUUGCUGUCAAUGCUUUUUCACUGGCCUGUUCAAAAUUCAGAUUUCACUCUAAUGUCCAUCUUUUUUUGUGACAGUGCUUUUGGAUUUUCAGUGUCGUUUUUCUGUUGCAACUUGUUGUUUAUUUACGUUUUCUUUUUUAGCUUAUUGAAUUUCCCAUCUUAACUGACCAGUGUGUAAACAAUGGCAGGUUCUUUCGCAAUUUGAUGAGGAAAAUACUUAUUUUCUAUGCCAAAACCUUGCAUGAGUUUUCUAUUUUGCUUUUCCAAUAUGAAGGUUCUUAUUUUUUUACAUCUGGCAGUUAAUGUUAAAUAGGUCAUUAUACUUGUAAGUAUGAAGUCAUUUGUUAUUUACACGUUUUAAAUUACUUCUGCUAAUAAACAUGUACUUUCACAUUGCUGUCAUUAGUACAUAUGCCUAUUAAAUGCAUGCCGUGUUUAGCUCUUUGUAUGUAAUGUUCAAUAUCCUAUGUUUUUAUUAUUAUUGUUACAGCCCAAAUCUGGUGCAAUUUUGCAGCUUGUUAUAUGAUAUUAAAUACAUAUAGUAUAUUUUUGUGUGUUCACAAUCAAUGCUGGCACUUAUUACAACGCAAGUAUAACAACCAGCAAAACAAAAACUGUUUCUAUAUUUUAAUUUGGGAAUAAAGUCAAACGCAUUUAUUGACA